AGACACUGAUUUUGAAUUCUCGAGAGCAAACAAGAUAUUUGGACUAAGACAUAGUAGGCAGAAGAACAGAACGUGUGGUAACGCCUUCUUCCGUGAACUUCACCCCAAUUUCUCUCUCCUCUUCCUUCUCUUAAAUUUCUUCUUACUCCAAUGUCGCAAUUUCCCCACAUAAUUCAUCUCUUAUUAUAAAUUAACUUCAUCAUUCACCCUCUUUAUGUCAUCAAUUUGAAUUACAUUAAUGGCACAAUUUUUUCUACAAGGACGCAUGAAACUGUUAUUUAACAGCGAAGAAGCUUUACUGAGCAAAAACCCAGUUCAAUGUAAGCUUAUUAAAGGAUAUAGAAGUAAUGGGUUGUUUGGAUUUGGGGAUUUUUGCUCGAUUUAUCCAAUUAAUCUUAAAGAUAAAGAUGUUAGAAGAAAUGGGUACUUGAAAAAAGUGACCUUUAUUGCUUCUGCAAAGGUUAAUUCCAAGAAUUCUGUGAAUGGAAACGUUAAUGGAGGUUUUGGUGAUGAAAGUAGUGAUGAUUUUGACGAUUUUGAUGGUGAUGAUGAUGAUCUCUCUUUUUUCAGGGGUCUAGUUCUUGACGUUUCUUAUAGACCGGUCAAUGUUGUCUGCUGGAAGCGUGCUAUUUGUCUGGAGUUCAUGGAGAAGGCUGAUGUUCUGGAAUACUACGAUCAGACAGUGAACUCACCUAAUGGAUCUUUUAACAUACCAGCUGUACUUAGGGUUCCUCAUUUACUUCAGGUUAUGAAGAGAAAAAGAGUCAUGAACUCCCUAAGUCGAAAAAAUAUCUUAUAUCGAGAUGAUUACAUGUGUCAGUACUGUAAAGCGACAAAUGAACUGACUAUAGACCACGUCAUUCCAAUUUCACGAGGUGGAAAGUGGGAAUGGGAAAAUCUGGUGACAGCUUGUACCAAAUGUAACUCAAAGAAGGGUCACAAAACUUUGGAGGAAGCAAACAUGAGACUUUUGAAAAUCCCAAAGGCACCUAAAGCUUACGACAUACUUGCUAUACCCCUGACUAGUGCAGCCAUAAGGAUGCUGAAAAUCAGAAAAGGAACACCUCCAGAGUGGCAUGAAUACCUGCCGAAGUGAAAGUUACGAUAGUGUCCAGAACACAGUAGAAUGUUUGUAUAUAAUUGUCAGUGUUUUUAUGAUAUCCUAGUUACUUAAAGUCACAGGGUAUAUUUGUUGUUGUAUCUGAAGCCAUGGGAAGAGACAGGUAACUCUGUAAAUUGUGGAUUUAGGAAAUGUCUCUUCGGUUUCAUCACAAACUCGACUAAUUAUUCACAUAACUCUAAUAUAAGCAAGGAACUGCUCUUUUAUUUUGUUUA
Molecule: messenger RNA, 1335 nt
Organism: Beta vulgaris subsp. vulgaris (sugar beet)
Lineage: Eukaryota; Viridiplantae; Streptophyta; Magnoliopsida; Caryophyllales; Amaranthaceae
Exons: 7
Coding region: 239-1096 (285 amino acids)
Source: RefSeq, a predicted model, not a curated record